Molecule: messenger RNA, 1734 nt
Organism: Anopheles stephensi (Asian malaria mosquito)
Lineage: Eukaryota; Metazoa; Arthropoda; Insecta; Diptera; Culicidae
Exons: 2
Coding region: 171-1436 (421 amino acids)
Source: RefSeq, a predicted model, not a curated record
AUAAAUCGAGACCUUUCAAGGUUCUAGUACCAAAACAGGAGAAGAAGUAUCUGACAUCUGCUUGUAUUUGGCAGUAUAACCUCGCAAAAUCUUGGACUGUCAUUUCUGGGCAUAGGUCGGAACAUAUUUAUCCGUGAUGGACGUCACUUGAUCGUCCCAUCAAACUCACUAUGGUUUAUUUGUGCUUAGCAGUACGCAAUCUGACUCCGACGUGUACAGACGUACAAAUCGAGUCUCUGAUAGCGAAGCAAUUGUAUAUAAUACAAAACACCAACCACAAAAAGUUACAGAAACAGUACGUGAAAGUGAAGCCUAAAUCAAGAACGUCAGUAGUCGCCCGACCUAUUACCAUGGGUCGUGGCAAACUCUCCGCAAAGCAAAGGAAUAUCAAAAUUCCUUUAGCUACUUUUAACGGCUUAGAAAAGCUCAAUUCUGAGCAAGUGCAAUUAGUAUCACCAAAUGCGUACGCAGCACUGGACAAUGACGUGGAAGAACAUCCUAUGGACACUAAUACAACAAAGCCAAACCCUACCAAAAGAAAUGUGCGUGUUCCUCCGAUAAAAAUAGCGUGCAAAUCAUUAGGCGAAGUGCACAAAAAAAUCACAGCUGCUGGUGUAGUGCGGUACACCACUAAAGUAGUAAAUGAGGGUAUAGUAGUGUAUACCAAUACUUCAGAAGAUUUCCGAGCGGUUGUGCGUCACCUGUCCAACAACAAAACAAACUUCCAUAUGCAGACAGAAGAAGUGACCAGAGUAUUAGAGGAAGAAGGCAUAAAACCGGUUUCUGUUAAGAAACUGAACGUUCGCAACAAAAAGUACGAUGAGCAUGCCACCUAUCUACUACACUUCUCUAAGGGCUCUGUCGAUCUAGCCAAACUGCGUUGUAUAAACGCGCUUGAACAUUGUAGAGUUCGUUGGAAUUAUUAUUCCAACAGGCAAGGACCGAUGCAGUGCAAACGCUGCCAAUCGUACGGUCACGGAGCUGCUAACUGUCACCACCCGGCUAUUUGCAACAAAUGUGCCGGACAACACGAAUCGAAAAUAUGCCCACUAGCAGCAACGACAUCGUGUGAAAACGGACUGAUUCCAGCGCAUAAAUUAAAAUGCGCCAACUGCGAUGGUAAUCAUCCAGCCAAUUUCUGGAACUGCCCAAAAAAACCUGUUAAACCCAAAGCCAGUGCUCCUAAAAAACCGGUGUCAAGAGAUUUCGUGUUCGAAGGGAAUGCGUUUCCCGCUCUCCCUCCUGUUCAAACAAGCUAUAGUGCUAUCAACCAAAAUGCUAGUCACCAUCACACAUACAAUGAUGAGCUUUUCAAUACGACGGAAAUCACCUCUAUUGUAGGAGAAGUAUUCUGCAAGCUACGCUCCUGCAAAUCUAAGGAGCAACAAAUCACCGCUAUAUUUGAAGUAGUGAGUAAAUUCUGUUUUAAUAUGUGAUGGAGCCUCAACCAGAAAUAUCGCUUUCAUACUGGAACGCAAACGGCGUCUCCAACAAAAAAAUCGAACUUGAGAAUUUCCUGAGGGACAAAAUGAUUGAUAUAAUGAUAAUUGUCGAAACUUUUCUCAAACCCGGGCAAAGAUUUAAUAUCCCUAAUUACAAUAGUUGUAGAUUAGAUAGGCUAACUAGUACCAAAGGAGGAAUUUUGAUUUUGGUUAAAAGAAAUAUAAAAUACGAAUAUAUGAGUUCAUUCAAACUGGAAGCAAUCGAGGCAUUAGGAAUACAAAUAAAAACCUC